This is a messenger RNA of Erythranthe guttata (spotted monkey flower), 1980 nucleotides long. NCBI's taxonomy places the organism in Eukaryota, Viridiplantae, Streptophyta, Magnoliopsida, Lamiales, Phrymaceae. The record is from RefSeq and is a predicted model, not a curated record.
AUGGCCUCGUUUCCCAGCAUAGUAAGGGAUCUAACCAGUCAGAUGGAGUCCGAAGCAACCCCAGCCCCGCCGGAGCACCAACCAGCUGUCGGAGAGGCCUCUGCCACGAGAGAGGAGACGCCUCAAGUAACCGGCACUACGGGAGGUAGCCCUAUGGUCGCCAUGACUAUGGAAAACCUGCAGGCACUCUUGGCGAGCGCUGUCCAGGAGGGCUCUGUUCGCGCUCUAAAGGAGCCCGAAGCGGCGACUCCCAAAAGAAGGAUGGGGGAGAUGGUGGGGCGAGGGAACGAGGGGCCCGCCCGCGCAAGUUCUUCGCUCGAUGCAUUAAGCCCUUUCUCAGCCAACAUUCUGGAUGACGACCUGCCACACUCAUUUCGGCCUGUCACUUACGAAUACUUGGGGACAACCGACCCUUUUGAGCAUCUCUGUCGCUUCAAUAACACUUCGGAUUUGCACCGAUUCACUGAGGGAGUGAAGUGUCGAGUCUUCGCGACUACGUUGGCGGGAGCCGCGCAAACCUGGUUCAGCCAGCUGCCUGCCGACACAAUCGGCGGUUUCGACCAGCUAAGCGCAUGUUUUAUGGAUCACUUCGCGAGCUCAAAAAAGCAAAGGAGGAGCACCUUGACUCUGUUCGCGGUCAGGCAAAGGGAAGGAGAGUACUUACGAAGUUUUAUCAAGCGUUUCAUCUCGGCGACCUUAGAGGUACCAAUUACCUCAGAGGAAGUUUUGAUUAGCGCUCUCGCACAAGGGCUGCGGGCUGGCGAUUUCUUCACUUCGCUCUCGAAAAAGCCUCUCGCAUCUUUUAAUGCUUUGUUGAAAAAGGCCGAGCGAUACAUGAACGCGGAGGAGGCAGUGCAUAAUAAAUUUGGCGAGGGCAAGGGCGGCCUAGAGGCAAAAAGGGAAAAGAAAGAGGAUAGAAUCUAUGCACCGCUAGUCGCACAACCAGGAGAGAUAUUGUUGGCCAUAGAGAAUAACCCAAAGUUAAAGUGGCCUCGCACGUAUGCAGAAGCCCCGAAGAGAAGCCCUACGCUAGGGAGUUUCUGCCGUUUUCAUAAUGAUUAUGGCCACACCACCAACGAAUGCCAGCACCUUCGUGACAAAAUCGAGAGGCUCAUACGCGCGAAGAAUCUGCCAGAAUUUGUGAAAGAAGGGAACCAGCGCCCACAGCAGUUCCCAGCUCGGCGUGCGAGCGAGCCCCGCAAACCUGAGCCGGGAAGGGAAAAGCUGAAUGAGAGGAAGGACCAGGUGGCGCCUGCCAACUUCAUCAGCAUGAUUUUGGGAGGACCUUCAGGGGGAGACUCCAUCAGGGCCCGGCGGGCGCACCUGAGACAGUUGCGAGAGACUGAGGAGUUAUUUGGAGAGAUAGAUGAGGCAGAUCGGGCAAGCCGUGCGCACCUCCGGCGCUUGUACGAGAUGGAAGCUCAGCUCGAGGAGGUGCAAAGAAUAUCUUACGUGCCGCCCAUUAUUUUCGGUCCCCAGGAUGAGGAAGGAAUCAGGCAGCCACAUUCUGACGCCCUUGUGAUUACUGCCAUGGUGGCCAAUUUCGAUAUCGCGAGGAUAUUAGUGGACACCGGCAGUUCCGCUGAUGUUAUCUACUAUGAUUGUUUCAGAAAGAUGAAUAUGGAUUUCGAGUUAAAGUAUGUAGAGACAAGCUUAGUCGGGUUCUUGGGAGAGUCGGUGCGGUCGGUCGGAGAGGUAUGCCUGCCCAUUUCUCUAGGAAUGGAGCCGGUGCGAGCAACACGAUCCGUGAAGUUUUUGGUACUGGAUGCGCCAUCCACCUACAACAUCAUAUUGGGGCGACCGUCCAUGAACUCAUUUCAAGCAGUAGUCUCAACUUACCACAUGAAGCUGAAAUUCCCUGUCUUAGAUCAAAUCGGGGAGGUCCGAGGGGAUCAAGAGACCUCGAGGAGGUGUUAUUAUGACGCCUUGAGAAGAAUAGGAAACAUAGAUACUAUUCGCAGUGUUUCCCCAGCUAGCUAG